CCCCCAAGGGAGCCUUCCUGGAGUCCUCUCAGCAGAGGCUGUGGCUAUGGGAGCUGGUGGCCCCCGGCGGGGUGUGGGCCCCCCCGAUGGCGGCUGGGGCUGGGUGGUGCUGGCUGCCUGCUUCGUGGUCACCGGCUUCGCCUACGGCUUCCCGAAGGCCGUCAGCGUCUUCUUCCGCUCGCUCAUGCGCGACUUUGGAGCAGGCUACAGCGACACGGCCUGGGUCUCCUCCAUCAUGCUGGCCAUGCUCUACGGCACGGGGCCCGUGUCCAGCGUCCUCGUGACGCGCUUUGGCUGUCGCCCGGUGAUGCUGGCGGGCGGGCUGCUGGCGGCGGCGGGCAUGAUCCUGGCCUCCUUCGCCAGGCGCCUGCUAGAGCUGUACCUGACGGCCGGAGUGCUCACAGGCCUGGGCCUGGCCCUCAACUUCCAGCCGUCGCUCAUCAUGCUGGGGCUGUACUUCGAGCGGCGGCGGCCUCUGGCCAACGGGCUGGCGGCAGCGGGCAGCCCUGUGUUCCUGUCCGCGCUGUCGCCGCUCGGCCAGGUGCUGCUCGAGCGCUUCGGCUGGCGCGGUGGCUUCCUGCUCUUCGGCGGCCUCCUGUUGCACUGCUGCGCGUGCGGAGCCGUCAUGCGGCCGCCGCCCACUGGCCUGGGCCGGCGGCAGCGCGCUGACCGCGCGGAGGACACCGCGGGGGACGCGCCCGGGGAUGCGGCGGCGGUGGGCGCGCGGCGGAACCUGCGCGCGGCGCCCCCUAGCGGCCGGGCCCGCCGGCGCCUGCUGGACGUGGCGGUGUGCACCGACCGUGCCUUCGUCGUGUACGUGAUCACCAAGUUCCUGAUGGCGCUUGGGCUUUUCGUACCCGCCAUCCUGCUGGUGAACUACGCCAAGGACGCGGGCGUGCCUGACACCGACGCCGCCUUCCUACUGUCCAUAGUGGGCUUUGUCGACAUCGUGGCGCGGCCGGCGUGCGGAGCCCUGGCGGGCCUGCCGCGCCUGCGACCGCACGUCCCCUACCUCUUCAGCCUGGCCCUACUGGCCAAUGGGCUCACGGACCUGGGCAGCGCGCGCGCGCGCUCCUACGGCGCCCUGGUCGCCUUCUGCGUGGCCUUUGGCCUCUCCUACGGCAUGGUGGGCGCCCUGCAGUUCGAGGUGCUCAUGGCGGCGGUGGGCGCACCCCGCUUCCCCAGUGCGCUGGGCCUGGUGCUGCUCGUGGAGGCCGUGGCCGUGCUCAUAGGACCGCCCUCUGCCGGCCGCCUGGUGGAUGCGCUGAAGAACUACGAGAUCAUCUUCUACCUGGCUGGUUCAGAGGUGGCCCUCUCUGGGGUCUUCAUGGCUGUUGCCACCUACUGUUGUCUCCGCCGCCAAUCUCGCUCUCCGGAGGCCACCGCUGGCACAGCCACUGAGGGUGCCACCAGUGACACUGAAGACACUGAGGCCGGGGGGGACUCUGAACCGCUGCCGGCCGGCACUGAGGAGCCAGGCAGCUUACAGGCCCUGGAGAUGCUGAGCCCCCGGGCUGGGUCUGUGGAGCCUGAGGUGGAGGCAGAACCAGGCCCAGGCCAGGAGUCUGUGUAGUGCAUGGCCGAGGUGUCCUGGGGGGCUCCAGAGCCCGGCUUCCUCUUCCCAGAGGCCUUGGCACACUGGGAAGCAGGGCCGGGCAGUCCUCCCCUGAGGCAAGCCUGAGCUGCUGUUAUUCCCCAGGCGUCCUGCGAACAUCCUUUGCAUU
This is a messenger RNA of Octodon degus (degu), 1724 nucleotides long. It is a transcript of the gene Slc16a8, whose product is annotated as solute carrier family 16 member 8. The coding region runs from base 47 to 1573 and encodes 508 amino acids. Gene Ontology annotation, cellular component: membrane. Gene Ontology annotation, biological process: transmembrane transport; monocarboxylic acid transport. The record is from RefSeq and is a predicted model, not a curated record. Gene Ontology annotation, molecular function: monocarboxylic acid transmembrane transporter activity. The transcript has 5 exons. Lineage: Eukaryota; Metazoa; Chordata; Mammalia; Rodentia; Octodontidae.